Messenger RNA from Papilio machaon (common yellow swallowtail), 3487 nucleotides. It is a transcript of the gene SERCA, whose product is annotated as calcium-transporting ATPase sarcoplasmic/endoplasmic reticulum type. Gene Ontology annotation, cellular component: membrane. NCBI's taxonomy places the organism in Eukaryota, Metazoa, Arthropoda, Insecta, Lepidoptera, Papilionidae. The record is from RefSeq and is a predicted model, not a curated record. The coding region runs from base 152 to 3154 and encodes 1000 amino acids. The transcript is spliced from 13 exons. Gene Ontology annotation, molecular function: P-type calcium transporter activity; ATP hydrolysis activity; ATP binding. Gene Ontology annotation, biological process: calcium ion transmembrane transport; intracellular calcium ion homeostasis.
CGCGCCGCUCUAAAAUCGUCGCUCUUUGCCCGGGAGUCGCUACUCGGGGCGCGGCGGGAAAACAUCUCCCGCGUCACUCUUAUUUCUUCUUUCCUUCUCGCAGCUGUCGAAAAAAAUUUAUUCAAACUGACGGCAACGUAGAAAUUCCACCAUGGAGGACGCUCACACGAAAUCCGUGGAUGAAGUCUUAGGAUACUUCGGCACAGACCCAGAUAAAGGCCUGACUCCUGAUCAAAUUAAGAGGAACCAAGACAAAUAUGGGCCAAAUGAACUGCCUGCGGAAGAAGGCAAAAGUAUAUGGCAGCUUGUUCUGGAGCAAUUCGAUGACCUCUUAGUGAAGAUUUUGUUGUUAGCCGCUAUUAUUUCCUUCGUUUUAGCUUUAUUUGAAGAACACGAAGACGCAUUCUCAGCCUUCGUAGAACCAUUCGUUAUUUUAUUAAUUCUUAUUGCUAACGCUGUUGUAGGAGUAUGGCAGGAACGAAACGCAGAAUCUGCCAUCGAAGCGUUAAAAGAAUACGAACCCGAAAUGGGUAAAGUUGUUAGAGGAGAUAAAUCCGGCGUACAGAAAAUCCGAGCAAAGGAAAUCGUGCCCGGCGAUAUUGUUGAAGUAUCCGUCGGUGACAAAAUUCCCGCCGAUAUCCGCCUUAUCAAAAUCUAUUCCACCACCAUCCGUAUCGACCAGUCUAUCCUGACUGGUGAAUCGGUCUCCGUCAUUAAACACACGGAUGCCAUUCCAGACCCUCGCGCUGUAAAUCAGGACAAGAAGAACAUCCUUUUCUCUGGUACUAAUGUCGCUGCUGGUAAAGCCCGCGGUAUCGUUAUCGGUACCGGCCUCAACACUGCCAUCGGUAAGAUCCGCACAGAAAUGUCGGAGACCGAAGAGAUCAAGACACCGCUGCAGCAAAAACUCGAUGAGUUCGGCGAGCAGUUGUCUAAGGUCAUCUCCGUCAUCUGCGUUGCCGUCUGGGCCAUCAACAUCGGACACUUUAACGACCCCGCCCAUGGUGGAAGCUGGAUUAAGGGUGCCGUGUACUACUUCAAAAUUGCUGUCGCUCUGGCCGUCGCUGCCAUUCCUGAGGGUCUGCCCGCUGUGAUCACCACUUGUCUCGCUUUGGGAACGAGAAGAAUGGCCAAGAAGAACGCUAUUGUCAGGUCCCUGCCCUCCGUCGAAACCUUGGGUUGCACAUCCGUUAUCUGCUCUGACAAAACCGGUACUUUGACAACCAACCAAAUGUCCGUUUCCCGUAUGUUCAUUUUCGAGAAAAUUGAGGGUGGUGACAGCAACUUCCUAGAAUUUGAAAUCACCGGAUCCACCUACGAGCCCAUCGGCGACGUUUACCUAAAAGGACAAAAGGUUAAAGCCGCCGAAUUUGAUGCUCUCCAUGAAUUGGCCACCAUUUGCGUUAUGUGCAAUGACUCCGCUAUCGAUUUCAACGAAUUCAAGCAAGCCUUCGAGAAAGUAGGCGAGGCCACCGAAACCGCCCUUAUCGUGCUCGCCGAGAAAAUGAAUCCCUUCAAUGUCCCCAAGACCGGCCUCGACCGCCGCUCUUCAGCCAUCGUCGUCCGCCAGGAGAUCGAAACCAAAUGGAAGAAGGAGUUCACCCUCGAGUUCUCUCGUGACAGGAAAUCUAUGUCGACUUACUGCACACCGCUCAAGCCUUCCCGCCUCGGUAAUGGACCCAAAUUGUUCGUUAAGGGAGCGCCCGAAGGCGUGCUCGACCGUUGCACUCACGCUCGUGUCGGAACUAACAAGGUGGCUCUGAGCAGCACCCUGAAGAACCGCAUCCUGGAACUCACUCGUCAAUACGGUACCGGCCGCGACACUCUGCGCUGCCUCGCCCUCGCCACCGCCGACAACCCGAUGAAACCCGACGACAUGGACCUCGGCGACUCCACCAAAUUCUACACCUACGAAGUCAACCUCACCUUCGUCGGUGUCGUGGGCAUGUUGGACCCCCCUCGCAAGGAGGUGUUCGACUCUAUCGUCCGUUGCCGCGCCGCUGGUAUCCGUGUAAUCGUCAUCACCGGUGACAACAAGGCCACCGCUGAGGCUAUCUGCAGGCGUAUCGGUGUGUUCGGUGAGGAUGAGGACACUACCGGUAAAUCGUACUCUGGUCGCGAGUUCGACGACUUGCCGGUGUCGGAGCAGCGCGCGGCGUGCGCCAAGGCGCGUCUCUUCUCCCGCGUCGAGCCCGCGCACAAGUCCAAGAUCGUUGAGUACCUGCAGAGCAUGAACGAGAUCUCCGCUAUGACUGGUGACGGUGUGAACGAUGCGCCCGCGCUUAAGAAAGCCGAAAUCGGUAUCGCUAUGGGCUCCGGUACAGCCGUCGCCAAAUCCGCCGCUGAGAUGGUGCUCGCUGACGACAACUUCUCGUCCAUCGUCGCCGCUGUUGAGGAAGGUCGUGCCAUUUACAACAACAUGAAGCAGUUCAUCCGCUACCUGAUCUCGUCCAACAUCGGUGAGGUGGUGUCCAUCUUCCUGACGGCGGCUCUGGGUCUGCCCGAGGCCCUGAUCCCGGUGCAGCUGCUGUGGGUCAACCUGGUCACUGAUGGUCUGCCCGCCACCGCCCUCGGCUUCAACCCCCCCGACCUCGACAUCAUGGACAAGCCCCCGCGCAAGGCUGACGAGGGUCUCAUCUCUGGAUGGUUGUUCUUCAGGUACAUGGCAAUUGGUGGUUACGUGGGUAUGGCGACUGUGGGUGCGGCGUCGUGGUGGUUCAUGUACUCACCAUACGGACCACAGAUGACCUACUGGCAGCUCACUCACCAUCUGCAGUGCCUCAGCGGAGGAGAUGACUUCAAGGGCAUCGACUGCAAGAUCUUCACAGACCCACAUCCGAUGACAAUGGCGCUGUCCGUGCUGGUCACGAUCGAGAUGUUGAACGCGAUGAACAGUCUCUCUGAGAACCAGUCGCUGGUGACGAUGCCGCCCUGGUCCAACAUGUGGCUCGUCGGCUCCAUGGCACUCUCCUUCACCCUGCACUUCGUCAUUCUAUACGUCGAGGUCCUCUCGGCGGUGUUCCAAGUGACCCCGCUGUCGGUGGACGAGUGGAUGACGGUGAUGAAGUUCUCCAUCCCCGUGGUGCUGCUGGACGAGGUGCUCAAGUUCGUCGCGCGCAAGAUCUCCGACGCCCAGCCGACGUGGAAGCUGUAAGCGCCGGGAGUCGCCGUAGCACCGCACGCAUAUAUUCCAUGAACACUCAUUGUUUGUUGUGAUCCCGCAGUGAAAAACUACACAUAAAAUAUAACUCGGAGAUUUUCGUGAUCUCUCCGCACAGAGUAAGUUCGGUCGGCGGCGUUCGAGCGCGCACCACAUUAACGGUAACAUUGUUUUGCAGCGAACGAGGUGGUGGUUGACAAGUGGUAACCGACCCACCAUCGAUCGAUCAGUACAUAGUCCCUCUGCCACUCGGACCGCCCCCGACUCCCGAUAUAACCAUUGGCUUUUAGUUUCUGCGAAAGUUUACUCGGGAGCCCGCCGCCGCAG